AACAUCUUUUGUGGAAUCGGCGUUUUUCAGAUUCAACUUUUCUAAAAAAAUCUUGAAAAAAGUAACUUAAGCUUAAGGGAGCUAAAGUUCUAUUCGCCUGGUAAUAGAUAGUUUUAGUGUUGCGCAAGAAAUUGCUAAAAGUUCGGUUCACUAGCAACUUUCAUACGACCGACUGGUGUUGUGUAACUUGAUAGGGAAGUGAAAGUAUAUCGUGCGGAAACUACUGAUUGAUUCUUUUUGGAACCGGAACUAAAAUGCCUGCAAAAUGCCGCUUAUGCCUGUCCUACUGUCCUCCCUCGUCGGUGGAGAACGACGAUCUGCGUCGGGUGGUCGAUAAGGUUUUCUACUUCAAGAUUUUCCGAAGUCAAGAUGAUCCAACGUUGAUCUGCGAAACCUGCAAGGAGACGGUAGAUGGAUUCUACGAAUACGCCGAGAGCGUAUGGAAGAAUCAGCAGUUCCUGCGGGAGAGUUCGAUUCCUUCAACCAGUAGCAACAAUCAAGUCGUUACGAAGCUUGAGAUCGAUCAGCAACUGGGUGGAUUUCCUAGGGAACAAAAGCUUGCCAAGAAGGUGAAGGUAGAAGAGGACGAGGAAGAAGUUUACGAGGUAGAAACAUAUGUGGAAACAAGUUAUGAAAAUGCGGAUGAUGGAGAAAUCGAUGUUAAGACUAAUCGCGUAUGGAUGACAGAGGACGACACUGAAGAGGUAGAUGAGUCGGAUGAGGCAGAGGGCGAUGCGGAUGAGAAGCAUGAUGAAACGAUUGUAUUCGAAAUCGAAGAAGUAGAUGUAGACAGAGCACCCAAACGAAAAUAUACCCCAAAUAAUAGAGUAGAAAAAACGGCUCCAAAGUCGGAUCGUGAAGAGCAACUACUACAGCAUUAUAAAUUGAGCUGUGAUUUGUGUUCGGAACCGUUGGCUGGUUUCUCUGAACUGAUGAGACACUUCAAACACGUUCACAACGAACAGGGAUAUUUGAAGUGUUGCAACAAGAAAAUCGUAAAGAAAUGCUGGAUGAUUGAACAUAUUCAGGUGCACAUGAAUCCGGAUACGUUCCACUGCGCCAUCUGCAAGAAGAGUUACAGCUCAAGUCGUGUUCUAAAGGAGCAUACUAAAGAGGUGCACACGCCGAACGAACAGCGAUCGAUCAAGUGUGAUACCUGUCAGAAACCGUUCGCAACGCAGCGUGCACUCAGCGCCCAUUUGAUGGUGGCUCACGGAUCUGUUCCUUGUCCGCAGUGUCCCAAGUUGCUGGCCUCGCAGGGAUCGCUGAAGAAGCAUUUGGUCAUGAUGCAUGGCGAGGGAGAGCAGUUUGUGUGCGACAUUUGCGCCAGGGUUUUCCGCUCAAAACCGUGCUUCGAUAAGCACGUCAAGAUCCACCUAGGAACGUUUGAAGCUGCACGGGUGCAGUGCGGUUUGUGUUUCGCUUGGCUUACGAACAAGUACUGCCUGAGACAGCAUAUGCGUCGCAUUCAUACCAACGAGGACGAAGUGGUGACGUGUGAGGAGUGCGGUCGACCACAGCGCAAUCAGGUCAUGCUCAGACUGCACAUGGGCCGGGCCCACGGAGAAAGUCGUUUCGAGUGCGACAUUUGUCUCAAGAAGUUCAAACGGUCACAUCACAUGAGGGAACAUAAAGCGAUUCACCACACCGGCGAGGAUCUUUACGGUUGCGACUACUGUCCAGAGCGGUUCAACAACAAGAACAAACAAUGUUUGCACCGGAAGACGUGCCAUCCGGUUGAGUUUGAGGAGGAAAUGCGCAAGCGUGCUAUGAAAGACAUGUAGACUUAAGCCUAAGAUUGUGGUUUGAUGUGUUAGCUUCAUACAGUAACAAACUAUCUGUACCCGUACAAAUGAGUCUAUU
Ochlerotatus camptorhynchus is the source of this 1863-nucleotide messenger RNA. RefSeq names its product transcription factor grauzone-like. Gene Ontology annotation, cellular component: nucleus. NCBI's taxonomy places the organism in Eukaryota, Metazoa, Arthropoda, Insecta, Diptera, Culicidae. Gene Ontology annotation, biological process: regulation of transcription by RNA polymerase II. The record is from RefSeq and is a predicted model, not a curated record. The transcript is spliced from 3 exons. Bases 255 to 1784 code for a protein of 509 amino acids. Gene Ontology annotation, molecular function: zinc ion binding; DNA-binding transcription factor activity, RNA polymerase II-specific; RNA polymerase II transcription regulatory region sequence-specific DNA binding.